AUGAGUGUACCAUUCGGUUUAGAUUUAGGUAAUAAUAGUUCUGUUUUAGCUGUUGCCAGAAACAGAGGUAUCGAUAUUGUCGUAAAUGAAGUUUCAAACAGAGCUACUCCAACUGUUGUUGGCUUCGGUCCUAGAAACAGAUUCUUAGGUGAAGCUGGUAAGAAUAAGGAAACCUCUAAUAUUAAAAACACUGUCGGUAAUCUGAAAAGAAUUAUUGGUUUGGAUUACGAUCACCCAGAUUUUCCUACUGAAGCUAAAUUUUUUUCUUCUAAAUUGGUCAAAUUGGAAGAUGGUAAAAUUGGUACUAAAGUUAGAUUUGCCGGUGAACAAAAGACAUUCUCUGCUACACAAUUAGCUGCCAUGUUCAUUGACAAAGUUAAGCAAACCGUUUUGGAUGAUAACAGGGGCGCCAACCUUACCGAUGUUUGUGUCGCUGUUCCAGCCUGGUACUCUGAGGAACAACGUUACGCUAUUUCAGAUGCUGUUAAAAUCGCUGGUUUGAAUCCAGUUAGAAUUGUCAAUGAAGUCACAGCUGCUGGUGUCUCCUAUGGUGUUUUUAAAUCUGAUUUACCAGAAGGUGCUGAAGCUAAACCAAGAACUGUUGCUUUGAUUGAUAUUGGUCAUUCCUCUUAUACUUGUUCCAUCGCUUCCUUCAAAAAGGGUGAAAUGAAAAUUUUGGGUACUGCCUACGAUAAACAUUUUGGUGGUAGAGAUUUUGAUCGUGCCAUCACUGAACAUUUUGCUGAUGAGUUCAAAGAUAAGUACAAAAUUGACAUCAGAGAAAAUCCAAAAGCCUACAACAGAAUUUUACUUGCAUCUGAAAAAUUGAAAAAAGUUUUAUCUGCCAACACCACUGCGCCAUUUAAUGUUGAAAGUGUUAUGAACGAUGUUGAUGUUUCAUCUCAAUUAACUCGUGAAGAAUUAGAAGAAUUGGUUAAACCAUUGUUGCAACGUGUCACUAAACCAAUUGACCUUGUUUUAGCCCAAGCCGGCUUGACCAAGGAUGAUAUUGAUGUUGUUGAAAUUAUUGGUGGUACUACUCGUAUCCCUGUUUUGAAGAAUUCCAUCUCUGAAGCCUUUGGUAAACCAUUGUCCACUACUUUAAAUCAAGAUGAGGCUAUUGCUAAAGGUGCCGCCUUUAUUUGUGCCAUUCAUUCACCAACUGUUAGAGUUCGUCCAUUCAAGUUUGAAGAUAUUUCUCCAUACUCUGUCUCUUACUUUUGGGACAAACAAGUUGAGGACGAGGAUCAUUUAGAAGUUUUCCCAGCCAAAUCCUUAUAUCCAUCCACUAAAUUGAUUACCUUAUAUCGUACUGGUGAUUUCAACAUGGAAGCUAGAUAUACCAAUCCAAAAGAACUGCCAACGCAUAUCAAGGAGACUAUUGCAAAAUGGAAUAUUACUGGUGUUGUUCCAGUUGAAGGUGAAGAUUCCAUUGCUUGUAAGAUUAAGUUGAGAGCUGAUCCAUCUGGCUUUCACAUCAUUGAAGAAGCUUAUUCUAUACAUGAUAUUGAAGUGGAAGAGGAAGUUCCAGCUGAAAAUGAAGGCGAAGAACCAACUUAUAAAAAGGUUAAGAAGACUGUCAAGAAGGAUGACUUGGUUAUCGUCGCUAAGACCUUUGCUUUAGAUGAAAAAACUUUGAAUUUAUUAAUUGAAGAAGAAAAUGCCAUGACUGCCCAAGACAAAUUGGUUGCAGAAACUGAAGAUAAGAAGAAUGCUUUGGAAGAAUAUAUCUACACUUUACGUGGAAAAUUGGAUGAGGAGUAUUCUCCAUUUGCUUCUGAAGCUGAAAAGAAAAAAUUGCAUGACAUGUUAAACAAAACUGAAGAAUGGUUAUACGACGAAGGCGAUGACUCUACUAAGGCCAAAUAUAUUGCCAAAUAUGAAGAAUUAGCCUCUUUGGGUAAUGUCAUUAGAGGUCGUUAUUUAUCUAAGGAAGAGGAAAAGAAACAAGCUUUAAGGGCUAAGCAAGAAGCUUCACAAAUGUCUGCUUUGGCUGAAAAAUUGAAGGCUCAAAGAAAAGAGGAAAAUGAUAAUAAAAAGAAUGGAGAUGCUGAUGUUGACAUGGAUUGA
Molecule: messenger RNA, 2070 nt
Organism: Saccharomycodes ludwigii
Lineage: Eukaryota; Fungi; Ascomycota; Saccharomycetes; Saccharomycodales; Saccharomycodaceae
Gene: SSE2
Product: adenyl-nucleotide exchange factor SSE2
Exons: 1
Coding region: 1-2070 (689 amino acids)
Biological process (GO): protein folding
Cellular component (GO): cytosol; nucleus
Molecular function (GO): ATP-dependent protein folding chaperone; ATP binding
Source: RefSeq, a predicted model, not a curated record